AACUUUCAAUACUUGGGAUUUAAUUGGCAUUUAUAUUGCAAAAUAUUUAUAUUUAUACAGCUAAACAUCCAAAUUUACUUCAUUUUGUGUGUGUCCUUCAACAAUUUGGAUUCCGUACCCACUUUCAUUAACAUAAGAAUCGAAUUUGUGAUUUUCUAACUCCAUGGGACCCUUACUAGAUUAAUCUAUUUGUCAUUGUGUAUUGGCGCGAAAUCACUGAAUAAAAAGAUACAUAAAAGUGAGAUUGAUCGGCUAUAAACACUUUCAUCUUCUUUGACAUUGAACCAAUCACUGCGGACAAAAGACAUCUAGCCAAGAUCGAUACAUAUUUAGUGAAACAUAUCGAUUUGUUUCCAAUAAAACAUUUAAUACAUCCGGAUACAUUUCUUCAAUUUCAUACAUCUUGGAUAAGGAGAAGAAUUAAACAGAUUUUAGGGACAAUGUUUAGUAAGGCUUCUACAUCUUCAGGAGGGGAUUCCUUAAGCAAGGAAAGUUCAAGACUGGACUUGAGAAAAUCCCAAGUCAAAUCACCAAACGCAGAACUGUUCAGACGGGAAAGUAGUAUGGCUUUAAGUUCUACGCCAGCUUCGAAAACUCCCCCACAGGGAUUCGCUGCAGGUGCUUCACUCGUUGGAUUACUUGCUUCAAAAAGGUUGGCAAAAAGGCUAAGCAACAAGAUCCACAAUAACCGUACUGGGAGUGUGAUGAGCUCCAGAUUGUCUGGAAUGGGAAUAAGACGUGAGCCAACAUACCGCAUGGAACCAUAUAAGAAAUUCGAUCCACAGAGAGUCGAAGCAGUUAUUAAGGGUGUAGUCAGUGACAAACUUGGAGGAUACAAGUAUAACCCUAAACUUUGUGCUGUCAUGAGUAAAGUGAUUAGUGAAGAAAUACGUGAUAAAGUUAAGGCACUCCAUUUUGACAGAUACAAAAUUAUAUCCUCUGUUGUAAUUGGGGAAAAGAAAAAUCAGGAUAUUAUAACUUGUAGUCGAUCUGUUUGGGAUGACAAGUUAGAUAGCUAUGCAGUGUACAACUAUCAAAUUGACAAUAUUAUGUGUGCUGUUACUGUAUAUGGAAUUUAUUUUGAGUGAAUCAGAAACGUUCAGGUACGGACAUGUUUACUGUAUUCAUACAAAGUUUGUAACCAUGAAAUAUGAUAUUUUAUAUACAAUGAUUAAUUAUUUAUUUUGAAUCAAAACUCUUUAUUCUUUCAAUUUCCGACAAGAGACGUCAAUAAACCGUAUUGAUUGAACAUAACAGGUGCGAUCCAUACGCGAGGAAAAGUAGAUGUUUUUACGUGUUAUUACUGCUUAUUUUAUUCUUCUAGAGUAACCAAUUAUUUUCCAGGGUAAGUUGACGAUGGCAUACUGAUACCGAUAUGUAUCGGACCGUACGGUAUUUCGACAAUGAAUGGUCUAAAGUUAUACAAUUCUAACCACUUAUUGAAAGUGUGAGAACGAAAUGUACGCUGAACAUUUGCAUUGAAAUUAAAUUAAAUGAAUAUUGUUUUAACAGCGAACGAAGUCAGUAAUGCAAGGAUUUUAUUUAUCUCUACCUUUUCCUUUAUUUUAUACUAUGCAUGGCCUUGACUUUGUACCAUUUACCUUAAAAUUAAAAUAUACAAAUGCUUCCCACCUAUCGAUGUUUGUCAGAAAAAAUCUGAGUAAAGCCUUGAACUCCAAAUAAACAAUCGUUUUCUUCUUUUAAUACUAGUAGCUCUAAUCUUUGAACAUGUAACCAUGCAUAGAUGUAUAACCCUACGGGUCAUACAUCUAUGUUGUAACUGACUUAAACUCUUGCUUUACUAUUCUCAUUACUAAACUAAGUUGGAAAAUGACAAACGUAUAAAGAAAGCUCUUCCAUGUCUAAUGCUGUUUUAACUUUUGCCAUUUUUUAAUUGUAUUGGGUUAGGAUUGCAAGUUGCUGGUUUCGUUGUUUGAUAUUUGUCCAGAAAACACAAGUCGUACUAAAGUCAGUUUAAAAUAGAUGUCACAGGGGCGGUUCCAGCCAUUUAAAAAAGGGGGGUUCCCAACCCAGAGUAAAAAGGAGGGUCAAACUAUAUGCUCCCAUUCAAAUGCAUUGAUCGGCCAAAAAAAGGGGGUU
Mytilus trossulus (common blue mussel) is the source of this 2100-nucleotide messenger RNA. RefSeq names its product dynein light chain Tctex-type protein 2B-like. Gene Ontology annotation, molecular function: dynein intermediate chain binding. Gene Ontology annotation, cellular component: cytoplasm; cytoplasmic dynein complex. The transcript has a single exon. Gene Ontology annotation, biological process: microtubule-based movement. The coding region runs from base 441 to 1088 and encodes 215 amino acids. The record is from RefSeq and is a predicted model, not a curated record. Lineage: Eukaryota; Metazoa; Mollusca; Bivalvia; Mytilida; Mytilidae.